Molecule: messenger RNA, 729 nt
Organism: Aspergillus mulundensis
Lineage: Eukaryota; Fungi; Ascomycota; Eurotiomycetes; Eurotiales; Aspergillaceae
Product: type 1 glutamine amidotransferase domain-containing protein
Exons: 2
Coding region: 1-729 (242 amino acids)
Molecular function (GO): glyoxalase III activity
Source: RefSeq, a predicted model, not a curated record
AUGGCUCCUAAGAUCUUAUUUGUCCUGACCAGCUGUGGCGAGAUGGGCAAUGGCAAACCCACUGGAUGGUAUUUGCCCGAGUUUGCUCGGCCCUACUACUGCCUGGUCGGCGACGAUGAGACCAAUCCAAAGGCUGAAAUUGUCGUGGCCUCUCCUGCGGGGGGUGUGGCGCCCAUCGAUCAAGGCUCCGUCAAGAACUUCCAGAACGACCCCGUCUCGGUCAAGUUCUUCGAGUCCAAGAAGAAGCUGUGGGAGACAACGAAGCCCUUGAAGGAUUUCCUCGGGAAGGCAUCCGAAUUCGACGCCAUCUUUUACCCCGGCGGCCACGGACCCAUGUUUGACCUGGUCAAGGACAAGAACUCUCUCCAGUUAAUUGAAGAGUUCUACAAGGCCGGCAAAACCGUUGCGGCAGUCUGCCAUGGCCCCAUUGUGUUCGUCAAUGCCACUGUGGACGGCAAGCCCCUUCUUGAAGGCCGCAGGGCAACCGGAUUCAGCAACGCCGAGGAGGAUGCUGUUGGUCUGACUGCGGCUAUGCCUGUCCCAUUGGAAGAUGAGGUCAAGCGAGCCGGUGGCAACUACGUCAAGGCCGAGCAGCUUUGGAAGGAGAUGGUGGUGGUGGAUGGGCAGAUCGUCACCGGCCAGAAUCCCGCAUCUGCUCAAGGAGUCGGUGCUGCGUUGGCCACCGCCGUUGGUGGGUACGACCUCUGGAUUCCGCUGCAUGCGUACUGA